AUGUGGGGGUGGAAGGACGCCCAGGGCCAAGUGACGCCGCGACUGGGCUGCGCGCUCCGGAGGCCACACCCGCCCCAGUGUGUGCUAUCCGCCGGCUUGGCGCGGCUGUCUGGCAGUCCUACAGUCCAGCUGUGCAUCCAGGCGGAGUGUCUACUGUGCGAGGUGACACACCGGAGCAAGUGCGUCUUCACGGAGAGAAGGGCGCGGCUGUCUGGCAGUCUUACAGUCCAGCUGUGCAUGCAGGCAGAGUGUCUCCUGUGCGAGGUGACACACCGGAGCAAGUGCGUCUUCACGGAGAGAAGGGCGCGGCUGUCUGGCAGUCUUACAGUCCAGCUGUGCAUGCAGGCAGAGUGUCUCCUGUGCGAGGUGACACACCGGAGCAAGUGCGUCUUCACGGAGAGAAGGGCGCGGCUGUCUGGCAGUCUUACAGUCCAGCUGUGCAUGCAGGCAGAGUGUCUCCUGUGCGAGGUGACACACCGGAGCAAGUGCGUCUUCACGGAGAGAAGAGCGCGGCAGUCAGGCAGUCCUACAGUCCAGCUGUGCAUGCAGGCAGAGUGUCUCCUGUGCGAGGUGACACACCGGAGCAAGGACAUCUUCACGGAGAGAAGGGCGCGGCAGUCAGGCAGUCCUACAGUCCAGCUGUGCAUGCAGGCAGAGUGUCUCCUGUGCGAGGUGACACACCGGAGCAAGUGCGUCUUCACGGAGAGAAGGGCGCGGCUGUCUGGCAGUCUUACAGUCCAGCUGUGCAUGCAGGCAGAGUGUCUCCUGUGCGAGGUGACACACCGGAGCAAGGACGUCUUCACGGAGAGAAGGGCGCGGCAGUCAGGCAGUCCUACAGUCCAGCUGUGCAUGCAGGCAGAGUGUCUCCUGUGCGAGGUGACACACCGGAGCAAGGACGUCUUCACGGAGAGAAGGGCGCGGCAGUCAGGCAGUCCUACAGUCCAGCUGUGCAUGCAGGCAGAGUGUCUCCUGUGCGAGGUGACACACCGGAGCAAGUGCGUCUUCACGGAGAGAAGGGCGCGGCUGUCUGGCAGUCUUACAGUCCAGCUGUGCAUGCAGGCAGAGUGUCUCCUGUGCGAGGUGACACACCGGAGCAAGGACGUCUUCACGGAGAGAAGGGCGCGGCAGUCUGGCAGUCCUACAGUCCAGCUGUGCAUGCAGGCAGAGUGUCUCCUGUGCGAGGUGACACACCGGAGCAAGUGCGUCUUCACGGAGAGAAGGGCGCGGCAGUCAGGCAGUCCUACAGUCCAGCUGUGCAUGCAGGCAGAGUGUCUACUGUGCGAGGUGACACACCGGAGCAAGGACGUCUUCACGGAGAGAAGGGCGCGGCAGUCAGGCAGUCCUACAGCCCAGAUGUGCAUGCAGGCGGAGUGUCUCCUGUGCGAGGUGACACACCGGAGCAAGGACGUCUUCACGGAGAGAAGGGCGCGGCAGUCAGGCAGUCCUACAGCCCAGAUGUGCAUGCAGGCGGAGUGUCUCCUGUGCGAGGUGACACACCGGAGCAAGGACGUCUUCACGGAGAGAAGGGCGCGGCAGUCAGGCAGUCCUACAGUCCAGCUGUGCAUGCAGGCAGAGUGUCUACUGUGCGAGGUGACACACCGGAGCAAGGACGUCUUCACGGAGAGAAGGGCGCGGCAGUCAGGCAGUCCUACAGCCCAGAUGUGCAUGCAGGCGGAGUGUCUCCUGUGCGAGGUGACACACCGGAGCAAGGACGUCUUCACGGAGAGAAGGGCGCGGCAGUCUGGCAGUCUUACAGUCCAGCUGUGCAUGCAGGCGGAGUGUCUCCUGUGCGAGGUGACACACCGGAGCAAGGAUGUCUUAACGGAGAGAAGGGCGCGGCAGUCAGGCAGUCCUACAGCCCAGAUGUGCAUGCAGGCGGAGUGUCUCCUGUGCGAGGUGACACACCGGAGCAAGGACGUCUUCACGGAGAGAAGGGCGCGGCAGUCAGGCAGUCCUACAGCCCAGAUGUGCAUGCAGGCGGAGUGUCUCCUGUGCGAGGUGACACACCGGAGCAAGGACGUCUUCACGGAGAGAAGGGCGCGGCAGUCAGGCAGUCCUACAGCCCAGAUGUGCAUGCAGGCGGAGUGUCUCCUGUGCGAGGUGACACACCGGAGCAAGGACGUCUUCACGGAGAGAAGGGCGCGGCAGUCAGGCAGUCCUACAGCCCAGAUGUGCAUGCAGGCGGAGUGUCUCCUGUGCGAGGUGACACACCGGAGCAAGUGCGUCUUCACGGAGAGAAGGGCGCGGCAGUCAGGCAGUCCUACAGCCCAGAUGUGCAUGCAGGCGGAGUGUCUCCUGUGCGAGGUGACACACCGGAGCAAGGACGUCUUCACGGAGAGAAGGGCGCGGCAGUCAGGCAGUCCUACAGCCCAGAUGUGCAUGCAGGCGGAGUGUCUCCUGUGCGAGGUGACACACCGGAGCAAGGACGUCUUCACGGAGAGAAGGGCGCGGCAGUCAGGCAGUCCUACAGCCCAGAUGUGCAUGCAGGCGGAGUGUCUCCUGUGCGAGGUGACACACCGGAGCAAGGACGUCUUCACGGAGAGAAGGCGGCGGGGGCCUGUCGUGGUUACCGCUGACCCGCGCGGCAAUUCACAGGCCACUUCGCGGCGAGUGUGA
Bacillus rossius redtenbacheri is the source of this 2616-nucleotide messenger RNA. RefSeq lists its product as uncharacterized. The coding region runs from base 1 to 2616 and encodes 871 amino acids. The transcript is spliced from 2 exons. NCBI's taxonomy places the organism in Eukaryota, Metazoa, Arthropoda, Insecta, Phasmatodea, Bacillidae. The record is from RefSeq and is a predicted model, not a curated record.